This is a messenger RNA of Dermatophagoides pteronyssinus (European house dust mite), 1029 nucleotides long. Its product is annotated as probable dimethyladenosine transferase. The record is from RefSeq and is a predicted model, not a curated record. Lineage: Eukaryota; Metazoa; Arthropoda; Arachnida; Sarcoptiformes; Pyroglyphidae.
AUGAAAAUGAAUAAAAAACUUGGCCAGCAUCUGUUAUCUAACCCUGGUAUAGUGCAAAAAAUAAUAGAAUCAGCGCAAAUAACAAAAUCCGAUACAGUUCUUGAAAUUGGACCAGGAACGGGUAAUUUGACAAUGCAACUAUGUACGUUAGCUAAAAAGGUUCGAUGUAUUGAAAUUGAUCAAAGAAUGGUUGCGGAAUUAAAAAAAAGAGCCAUGGCAAGUGGUCAUACUAAUCUUGAAGUUCUAAAAGGAGACGCUUUAAAAACAGAUUUCGGAUAUUUCACUUUAUGUGUGGCUAAUUUACCUUAUCAAAUAAGUUCAAUGUUUUUGUUUAGGCUAAUUUCUUGGCCUAAAAAAUUCAGAGCUGCAAUACUUAUGUUUCAAAAAGAAUUCGGUGACCGGUUAUUAGCUUCAGCUGGUGAUAAACAUUACUGUAGGCUUUCAGUAAACGUGCAGCUUUUUUGUAAAAUAACUAGAGUCUGCAACGUUAGUGCCAAAUCUUUUAACCCUCCCCCGAAAGUAGAUUCGGUUGUUGUAAAAUUAAGUUCACUGCCUAAUAAACUUGAAGUUGACUAUCAACAAUGGGAUGCAAUGCUGAAAAUAAUAUUUAACCGUAAAAGAAAAACUUUAAGAGCGAGUUUCGUAAGCGGAUCUUGUCUGAAUAAUAUUUAUAACUUAUAUAAAGAAUACACUAAUAAAAUUUUACCUGAUUCGAGAGUACUCGACACUGUUUCCGAAUUCAAAGAAUAUCUCUGCAAGCUACUUUCAGAUUGUUACAUCGAACUUGAUAAAAAGUCAUUCGAAAUAGUAAAAGUAGACGAUACGCAUUUAUGCCAACUAGAAAAUAAGCUUGCUAUGCUUGAAAUGAGAGCAGUUGAAUUAUCAGUAAAUAAUUUGUUUAUUUUAUAUAAGCAUCUUCUAACCCAUGGUAUUUAUUUCGUAAAACCAAACACUGAAAACCAACUAGAGUGUUUGAAAGAAAUGUUCAUAAACAACAAUAACGAGCUAAUCGAUGUAGAUCAAGAUUAA